GUGUUGUCUUCCCAAGACACCACCGACUUUGAAGAGUUGCUGGCUGGGCUCCAUGGCGAGGUUGCCGUGCCCCAGCACUUAGUGUCGUUCUCAGUGUGGGAUAUACUAAAGAAGUCUGCCAUCAACUUGGUGUUGCCGUUCAUCAACGGGAUCAUGUUAGGGUUCGGCGAGAUCUUGGCCCAUGAGAUCGGGUUCAGGUACAACUUCGUUGGUGCCAGGGUUCAGCCCCCACGCAGGUUGCAGAAGAGACAGGAAUCGAGGUUCUUGUGA
Suhomyces tanzawaensis NRRL Y-17324 is the source of this 270-nucleotide messenger RNA. It is a transcript of the gene MIM1, whose product is annotated as Mim1p. Gene Ontology annotation, cellular component: mitochondrial outer membrane. NCBI's taxonomy places the organism in Eukaryota, Fungi, Ascomycota, Pichiomycetes, Serinales, Debaryomycetaceae. The transcript has a single exon. The annotation marks the transcript as partial. The record is from RefSeq and is a predicted model, not a curated record. Gene Ontology annotation, biological process: mitochondrial outer membrane translocase complex assembly; protein insertion into mitochondrial outer membrane.